GACUUCACCGGUUCGUGUUGGCAGCAGAAGAAAUCCAUCUUAUAAAUAGCCUCCCGGCUCUCUCCAAUGUCAAACCUAAUUCUCUCUCUUUCUGAUCGACGCCUUCUUUUCUUGCCCUCAAUUCUACGAUAUCGAGGCGACUCUGUUGUUUAGGGAAUUGACGAAGGCCGUAAUUCGGAACGCGGAAGGGCCUUCCUACCGAGAUAAACAGGUUGGCGUGAGCUUAUCCAUGCGUCAUGCACUUUUCAAAUAGGAAUCAAUUUUCUGACCUAGCUUUCGUGCUUUGGUAAGUCGUCUGAGAUCCUUUCGAUGACUUAUGUUGUGUUGAAGGGAUAUCUAUAUGAUCCGAUCGAUUACGUAAGGCCCGCGGUAGCAAUGGAAUCGGAGAAAGUAUACAGAAAAGACAGUUCUUUUCUAUUCUAUUAUAUUACUAUUAGUAUUAGUUAGUGAUUCUGGCUCGGUGAGUCCUUUCUUUUGUGAUGAACUGUUGGCACCAGUCCUGCAUUUUGUCUCUGUGGACUGAGGAGAAAGAGGGCUCGUGGGAAGAGGGUUGUACCAUGAGAGAAGCAAGGAGGUCAACCUGCUUCAAAUAUACAAAAUGGAUUCCGGCAAUGCAAGGGAGUUGGACCCUCAUGUCAAUCCGAAUGAAUUAGUCUUUGAACAGAGAAUUUUGAGAUAACAAUUGGUGGAGGAGGGUUGAAAAUAUGGAGCACAACAAGACCGAAUGCCAAACUCCUGAAGCUCCAAUUCUCUGCAUCAACAACUGUGGCUUCUUUGGGAGUGCAGCAACCAUGAACAUGUGCUCCAAGUGCCACAAGGAUCUGAUAUUAAAGCAGGAACAGGCCAAGCUGGCAUCAUCAUCCAUUAAUGGCAUUGUAAAUGGCAGUGGUAGUAGCAGUGGAAAAGAGCCAAUAGUUUCCGAGAAUGCAAAUGUAGCUGUUGGCCCAGUGGAGCCAAAAACCAUCUCUGCACAUCUGUCUGAUUCAACGGUCAUAAGUGAGGGUGGUGAGACAAAGGUGAAGGUCGGCCCAAAUAGAUGCAGCACUUGUAGGAAGCGAGUUGGGUUAACUGGGUUCAAUUGUCGUUGUGGAAAUCUUUUCUGUGCAACACAUCGCUAUUCUGAGGAGCAUAACUGCCCAUUUGAUUACAGAACAGCAGGCAGAGAUGCUAUAGCCAAAGCCAACCCUGUUAUCAAAACUGAAAAGCUUGACAAGAUCUAGAGACGUGGACAAGAAGGUUGAUGGAAUCUGAGAAAGUUUGUCUUCUUGUCUAUGGCUUCUCAAAUCAUGCUCUCUGCUUGUCUUCAGGGGCAUUCAUUAUUGCCAUAAAUGGAUGGAGGCAUGAUGUGGUGGCUUCCUUGUAGCCUCAAGAACUUGUUGGUUGCAGAAGGUUUCCAUGUUGGCUCUGAUGUGUAAGCUUUUUAUUUGCAUUGUGGAUGAUUUAAAGUUCUUAUGAUGUGGCUAUCUUUAUGAUUUUCUGUUGUAUCUUCUGUAUUGUGUUUCAGCAGUGAUAGUGCCCUAGUGAUGUGAAUGGUAUAUAUCUUCUUUGUGUUUCAUUGCUAUUUCUGCAAAAUGGAGUUUCAAGGGAAAAUUGGGAUUCAUGGUGAUGUCCUAUAAUCUGGAAAUGAUGAUCAUUUAUUGAUUAACCUUAAUCUCUUCCCGAUCCUUAGAUCUAAUUCUGGAAUUAUUGCUGAUGCCUGAUUGUUUAUUCAAUCCUGUUAUCUGGUAAAAAUAUCAUCAUAUAUCUGAUAUUUGUUGCUUCAUCUGGUUUGUACGUGCUGUUGGUGUUUUCUUCCUGUGGUUGCACCUAUUUUAGAACUAUCAUGAAGCAACUAAAGAACUUCUUAAGCAAUCUGUGGUCUGUAUGAAGCCAUCUCUAGCUAGAAAAAUUAUCAGAUGAAGUAUUGAUAAUGUUCAUUUCUUCUUGUUAUAUCUCAUAGCAUGCUAUGAUGAAAUUUCAGAAAUUUGCACUUAUAGCUGUAUCUCAGUAGUCUAUUUUAGUGCCCAUUACAUUUCACAAGUUGGACUGGUGUAAAGAAGAAAUAUUGAAUAUUUGCGGCCUUGAACAUAUCAUGUGUUUUUUCUUGCCCAUUAUGGUUGCAGUUUAUGCUAUUGCUGUGUCGUAGGGAGUUUAUAGCAUGCCACCUCUAUGUGUUGGAGGGACUUUAUGGUAUGCUAUUUCUAUGUGUUGUAGGGAGUUUAUGGUAGUGUCUGAUAGAAUUAUUUGGCCUUCUGAAAAAUGGUUGCCUGGGUAACUGUGGGCUUUCUAGGCAGGGUGCCUGGCAAUGCAUGAGCUUCUGCCUUCAUGGUUUUGCAUAAAGUUGAGUUAUUUGGCUUUCUGAAAAUGGCUGCCCGGGUUCCUGUCGGCUGUCUAGGUAGGGGAGCCUUGCAGUGCAUAGGCUUCUGCCUUCAUGGUUUUGCAUGAAGUUGAGUUAUUUAGCCUUCUGAGCAUGGCUGCCUGGGUGCCUGUAGGAUGGCUUCUUGGCUGCUAUAGGCUCCUGCCUUCAUGGUUUUGCAUAAUGCUUGGGUGCAGAGGAUGACAAUGGUUUAUGAAUUAGUACUGGAUGUUGCCUAGAUGCUAUUUUCCAUCACUUAUUACACCUUAACUACAGGUUAUGCUUUGAAUUAUAGUCUAUAACUAGGCGCUAGUGCCUUGUAAAACAUUGCUUUCUUUACCAAUUCUGGUUUUGGAGAUAUGAUUGUUCUUAUCAAUAUGCUGGGAUUUAGUGGUCACAUAUGCUAGGAGGCACCUUCAUUCUCACCAUUAGUACAGCACACAAGUUGCCUGGCUAGUUCAAUGAGUUGCAUGGAGUUCCUUUUGUUGGUUCUCACUGAAUUGGGUCUCUAAGACUAUCCAUUUCAAGAGAGAUUUUUAGGAAAGUAAUUACCAAGUUAUUCUUCUGUGGGAUAUCUCGUGAGCUUUUGUGAGUGUAUAAGCCGAAGGUAUUAAUGAUGUUUUGGGUUUACCAUAUGAAGGUGAGGGUGAAAAGAUUACUAUACGUGAACUGCAUGACUUAGGUAUUCAAGAAAUCUGAAGGUUAUUUAUGAAAUCAGUUUGAGUUCUUGUCAGGUCAUGCAGGUAACCAGCUACAUGUAUUUGAACAUUGUCCAAUCAUGCUCACUUUAGAUCCGUUGAUCGUAUUAUUCUUACAAGCUGACUAUAGAGGCUAGUAUAUAUUGUUAUGGGUGCAUGCGGCCUAUACUUUAAUGCUUGAUUGCUUGCAUGAUCACUACAAGGUGAAUUAAGAUGUUUAUAUCUGAUGGCACAUACAAUCUCAUGUGAUUGGACAAAAGUAACGGUUUUUUCUUUUCUGACACUGGGGUGGGGUGGGGGGGGGAUGAUAACAUGGCAUUUAAUGUGCUUUAGUGAGGUCGAUUUCCCUCUGCGUGGUUGUAUAAACAAGAACGACUUUAUCCAUCUGCACUUGAUCACCCUUCUUUAAAGUUGUAGAUCUUAUUAUCAUGUACCAAAUGAGUGGCAUAUAUAUCAAAUUCCAAAUCAAAAACAAUGCAUCAAACUUUGAUUUAUUUUUGCUAAGUUUUAUGUUAUUCAUGGAACUUGAGAACCUCCCAAUGAUGAUUCUUUAUUUUCCCAUUUUGUAGCAUUCAUUUAUAAUGAAAAGCUUUUCCAAAAAAACCAUCCAAAUAAGUUCAUGUUUGUCAUCUUUCCCAUUGUUCAAGUUGGGACUAUAUAGGUUUUCUAGUACAUAUAACAUAGGUUGAGUUUUAAGCAAAAUCAGGUGGUCCAUGAUUUGAAAGAUGCAGUUUUUGACUUAGGGAUCCUUAGAUUAUACUUUGGGUUUAUUCUGUUUGGUUACUAUUAAAAGUCUUGCUUGUCAUCUUUGUCUGGGCCCUUGUGACAUCUAUGCUGACCUUGUAAGAGUGCAUGAUUUUGAACUAUAUAACCAAUGAGGUAGUUUUUGGUACCCUGCCAACUUUCAAUUCAGGCUUCAUAGCAGGUUUCUUGCUUUCCUAAAGUUCUGGAAGCCCACUAGUUAACUUUUAGAGGGCUGGUAUCAGGUAGAGAGCUAGUUAUAGACAUUUUCAAUCAUGGUUAGAUUGUACCAUACUAGAUAAAGCUAAUCACUUAUAGGUGAGAUAAGGAUUGCCGCUAUACUAUAUGUGAUGGUUACCUAGGUAUAAGAUAUAAAAUGAAGUGUUGGAUAGAAUUUGGAUUAUGGCGUAUGAACCAGGAUUAAAUUCUCAGUGUCUCAUUAGUUUUUCUAUUUGGGGAUUGCUUAUCUUAUUUUUUUUUGUUCUGUAUGUGUUUUCAAUGACUAAUAUAUUUAUGAUUUUCAUAUGAUGCUAAAUGUCGAACUUCAGUAAUUGUCUUGAGGUUGCGGACUGUCAAACUUUAGCUCGACAGUUACAGUUGUUAAACAAACUGAUUUUGAGGAUACAUGUGGCAACUGAUUUGGGUAUCCUUUAUGUCUUAUUGCAUUACCAACAUUGUUUUGCAAUAUAUGCUGCAAUGCGUCAUACGACAUACUGUGGUUUUUGAGUGUAAGGAAACAACAAUGAAGUUGAGGGGAGGUUAUUAAGGCUAAUUGAGUGGUAAGAUUCAUAAUUUUGCAAAUGAAUGCCUAAGAGGAAGCUUGGAAGUUCAAUUGGUUUAGAAUUAGAUUAUCAAAUGGUCUGCUGGAUGAAGUGAUGUUCUUUUAGAGUUUUGUGCAUGUGAGGGCACGUGUUAGGCUUUUAUGGAAAUUAUAGAGAAUUUUACUAAUGUUGGCUCCAGGAAUGUGGGUUUAAUUACUUAAAAUGGUGGCCAGGAGUGGGGAGUAUUGAGGGAGAUGGGUGUAUUCUAGGACUAGAAGAUUUUGAAUUUGUAUGAACCAAACAGGAAGCUUAUUAGGGCAACAAAUGGGCUAAAGUGAUAAAAGAAACAUAUGGAUGUGGUCAUUUUCCUAGAGGGAGGCUGCAGUGUGGUAAGAGCUGAAGGGAAGAAAGGAGGUGCGAGGGAAUGGAUGUUGGGUGAUGAGAUAUUAUAUGGAAAAUCUUCUAAGGGUGCCAUCUAGUAGGUAAAGUCUUUGGGAUUGGUAUCAAGGACCUGGGGUUGAGUACCACCCUCACCCAAAUUUCGGCUGGGAUCCCCUGUCCUGGUUCUUAAAAUAUAAGAGGAUACGGCAAAUCUAACUUGGAUGUUGUUGCACAGGAAAUUGCAGAGAGGGAUAUGUGGUGAAGUUUAAAUUAUGCAUUGGAAUUUAAUUGGUUGGAAAUUUAGCACAUAGAGAUUGAGAUUUUCAUACUAAACAGAUGUAUGCGUAGAUAUGGUAUCUGGAUUUUGAGCAUUUUAUUAAAGGGCUUGAUGUCUGUCUCUAUUUAAAUACUGGAUUCACUAUUCAGUGGAAAUUUAAAUUUGUUUGUUUAUACAGUUGCAUCAUCCAGUUCAUGCGGUCUUCAGAGGGUGAAGCUCUUUAUUUUUGAAGUCAAAAAUCGAUGCCAUUGAUAAAGUGUCUUUCGGAACAUUGCUUUAUUGCAUAUGCAAAUGCAUCAUCUUCCAAUUAUAUUUUACUAAUAUUUUUUUUGUGCUAUACAUGUGAGCCUCUGGUGGAAGGAUAUGAAAGAAGGAACAGAGGAAAGGAGCUGGGGACUCAAGAGUAUAGGAAUCCGAGACUUCAAAAUGUGCUGAGAAAGAAGAAAUGUAUGGCAUUGGGACUAUUUAGUAUCGGAAAUAAAUAACAAAAGGAAGUCGAGCCUUGAGGUGGUGUUGAAAAAUUGGAGUCAUUGGACAUGCAACACAAAUGCCUGAUUCUAGUCAUAAGUUACAGAUGUGCAUUGACAUUUGCCUGUUGUUUAGUUUUAAGAUCAUGCUGGCUGACAUGACCAUCUGUCUUAGGGAUUUAGGGCAGUGAAGUGGUUUUAUGGAGAUCAAUUUAAUCCUGUUUUGGAGAGAGAGAAAAUUAGAACUUUGUUUUGUUGCUUAAUAUUUUGGUCAGGCUACAAUAAGUGGCAGAUAUCUCUAAUCUUCUUUCCCUUGGUCUGGUGAUUUAUCAUGCUAUUCAAGAUUUUUUAAGAUAUUAGAUCA
Molecule: messenger RNA, 6024 nt
Organism: Phoenix dactylifera (date palm)
Lineage: Eukaryota; Viridiplantae; Streptophyta; Magnoliopsida; Arecales; Arecaceae
Source: RefSeq, a predicted model, not a curated record